This is a messenger RNA of Pocillopora meandrina, 2934 nucleotides long. Lineage: Eukaryota; Metazoa; Cnidaria; Anthozoa; Scleractinia; Pocilloporidae. The record is from the annotation of a GenBank genome assembly.
GGAAAAUGGCCGACAAGAUGUCGUCGACAUGGAGAAGACUUUAUGUCGAUAAAUUAAGGGCAAGGAUUCGAUUAGAUUUCACUCUUGCAAGUGGACAAUCAUUUAGAUGGAGGGAAACAGCGCCUGGGGAAUGGACAAACGUGUUAUCAAGCUACGUGUGGACCCUUAAGCAGGACGAGAGUGAUAUUUUGUAUCGUGUCUACGAGUCAGUUGUUGUAAAGAACAAACGAAUUUUAAAAGAAGUUCGUAAAUGUCCAGAACACAGUGUUAGUUGUUACUCAACUGAAAAACUGCCUCAGUCCGAUGUAUACGAGUGCAUUCUACGAGAUUACUUUCAGCUUGGAGUCGAAACUGAAUCGCUCUACGACGAGUGGAGAGCCAAGGAUCCUCACUUUGUCAAAGUUUCAGAGAGUAUGCAAGGCGUUCGAGUUUUACGACAAGACCCAAUAGAAACUCUGUUUGCGUUUAUAUGCUCAUCAAACAAUAAUAUCCCACGGAUUAGCGGAAUGGUUGCAAAACUUUGUCAUGAUUAUGGAGAGAAUCUUGGAGAAAUUGAUGGUGUUUCAUACUAUAGUUUCCCUGACAUAAAAGAUUUGAAUGGGCCAAGAGUUGAACAGCACUUGCGAAGUAUUGGGUUUGGGUAUCGAGCAAAAUUUAUAAGUCAAUGUGCAAGCUACAUUCUUGAACAUUAUGACAGUAAGUGGUUGGAGACCCUAAGAAGUGUGCCAUAUGAAGAGGCCCAUGAAGGUGAGAUCUUAGGUGUUAGACUUGUGUUCUGUAAAGCUGGAAUCGACCAUUUCUAUGCAUACCAGUCACUUUAAACCUUAAUAUCAGCUUGCUUAUGUCUUUAUUCAUUCAUGAAAAAUCAGUUUGAUCAACUGAUUCGACUUAAUAUGUUACUUCUGGCUGGUUAGGUCCUUCAGAUCAUAUGUGAGGGUAGUAGAGGGGGUCCUGAUCCCGUUUCACACACAUAUACUUUAAACAGAAUUUCACAUGUCAGGGUAAACCUCAAAUGUCUCCUCUUGUGUGCAAGGUUUCAGAGAAAUUUUGAGGUUUUCUCUGAAUGAAGUACAAAAAUUCACAGUUUAUGUAUAUUUUAGGAGCCAAAUUAUGGCUUAUGCUAGUUUAUAAAUGGAUGAAUUGCUCUUACCUUUUGGUAAAAUGCAGAUAUCACAUAUUAAUUCAUGACUCUUUGCCACCCUUAUAUGUGCUUGUGGACUUGGAUUGCACAAUCCACCUCAAAAUGCUCAGCCUUAUAUACAGUGGAAGCUCACUCAACCUUUUAACUUCCAAAGUCUGACUUUUUCCCUCCAGCUGCUCCAUAUUUCCCUCUGGUUUGUUAAGGGAAUGUUCUCUGAGUAAUUAUUUGCUUAUUCUCAUCACCUGUUUGAUGUCUAAUGUAUUGAUAUAAUUUGUAAGUAACUUGUCAUCACUUCUGAAAGUGAAAGGGUUGUGAGUAUCUCUUAGAGGCAGAAGGGUUAGUUCUGUGGGUACGUUACCAGUAAGGAAAUGUUUAAUAUGUGUCCUUUGAUGUGAAACGUGUGGCCACCAUUUUGGAUUGGAGUGCUAUGUAAUAGAGAGAUAUGUAUUUUUGCCCAUAUUUACCAAACUCAAAUAUUGUGGCUGGCCAGAUUAACAUAUUACAUGAUUAACAUAUUACACCAACUUGUGCUCUCCAAAAAGAUGCUUGCAUUCUAGACCUUUGGUGGUAGCUUUCCAGAAGCAUUCUAUGUGUUUGAUAGAUUACAUAGAGAAGAACUAAAAUCACUCCUGAUCUAAUUUAACAGGGUGAACUAAAACAUUGUUGUUGGUACCCAGACGAUUUUUAUAUAUAAGUAUUCCAAUUUUCAACUUGUCAACUUCAUCAACUGGUGCUGUUUUUGUUUUUGUUUUGUUUUGUUUUUUAAUUGCAAAAACCAGUGCUUUGUAAGCUACCAGGUGUGGGAGCCAAGGUUGCGGAUUGUGUUUGCCUAAUGUCAUUGGACAAACAUGAUGCUGUUCCAGUGGACACACAUGUGUGGCAGAUAACUGCAAAACACUACAUGCCCCAACUUGCAAGGACCAAGUCUCUUACUGCCAAGGUUUAUAAGCAAAUUGGUAAGUAGACUAGAGUGUGAAUUGUUAGGGGUAAGGAAUUCAUGAAUUUUUGUAUGUAUUGACUAUGCGGUGUGGCUGUAUAGGAAAAUAUUUGACUCCAGAGGUCUCCUGAUCCAAAACAUAUUUAAAAGUUUCUGCAAUUGCAGAUAAUGAUUCAUGUUGAGCUUGUAAAUCAGUUUAUGCCACCUUUUUUCUUCAGGUGAUCAUUACAGGGACCUGUUUGGGAAGUAUGCUGGAUGGGCACAAUCGGUAAUGGUUUUUGCAUCACUAUUUCUCAAAAUCAUAAGCAACAAUACUGAACAAUGGUAGAAAUCAAAUCUAUUCUUUAGGAAAUCAGGGUACUUUUGUUAAAAAUUAACACCAUGCAUCUAUGAUGCUCAUAAUCAUGCAGUGCAAAACUCUGAUAUGUCACAUAAAAUCUUUUCACAACAAUAGUUAACAAUUAAUUUGUAAAUACCUACAACCACGCUGUGUCCUUCUUUUCUCUGUUGCAGGUUCUUUUUGUCGCUGAUUUAAAGAGAUUUCAAGAUACUCAGACUACCAGUUUAACAAAUUUAAACUCAAAAUCUGCCAAGGUAAGGAAUACACAAUUUGCUCUACAUAAUGAAUAGAGAAUUUAGAAAAGACAACGAUUGAUUUUCCUGUAUUAAUUUAAUUGAAUGAAUCUGUGUUGGUGAAAGCGUCGUUAUGUUUGAUAGAAACUUGAAAUUCAAGUGUAAAGACUAAAGUAUCUUAUUUUUAAUAUUUGCCUUAGAGGUCUAUGGAAUCCGAUAUGCCGUCAACAAGCAGCUCCAAGCGUCCCGCCAAAAAGAAAAAGAAGAACCGGAUAUAGGCUAA